AUGCAAAGGCAAUCUUUUGGUCAAACAAGAAUGAGUGCAGAUGGAGCGAUUAGGAAGAGUUUGGUCAAGAGAAGUAAAUAUUCUAAGAAUGGAUGUAGCGAAUGCAAACGAAGGAAAGUAAAAUGUGACGAAGCCAAGCCAGCAUGUUGGCAGUGUUCUCAUCUAGGGAAGAGAUGCGUUUACCUAAUGAAUACAGCUAAGAUUAGAUUUAAGGAAAUUAAUGUUUUAUCCUUUAAAGACAAACCUAAGGUUCUGAAGAAAGGAGAGCUUUAUAUAAAGGAGCAAGAAUUGGUCGAUAAAGACGGCGUUGAUAUAUCUCCGCGAUGUAUAAAUGUGAAUUCUGUGUCUUAUGAUACUCCAUUAUUAGCUACAGAUCUAUUUGAGAGUCUUGGGGAUCUUAUGCAGUGCGAAACGCCAAGUGCUAAUGAGGUUUUGGGCGAAACAUCAAUGUUUAAGAAGUAUGAUAAGUGGGAGGUCGUAGCUAGCAAGUUAUAUAUGGUUUCGACAGAAGAAGUGGAAUACCUGAAAGUCUUUUAUCACAAACCAUCUUACUGGCUAUUUCCGCUAGCAACCUCUCCAGACACCAAUAUUUGUAAUCAUGUCCUCUUCGAACAAAUUAUGAGAACAAACCUUCUGGAAAAUACUUCUUCUUCGUAUCUACAAAGUGCAAUGGUAACGAUUGCUGCCAAAUAUCUUUUCAAUACUUCAAGAAAUAGGGAAUAUGAUGUAGUUCGGGAACGUUAUCUACAAAAGGUAUUUGAACAAUUGCACCAGGAGUUUGCAUCUUUGGCUAAUGGAUCAUUGGUUUCGCUGAAAAUUGAAAAUUUAAUUCUAUGUGUUUUGAUCCUUACCUUGGAUAAUUCUAAAUUCUGGGAGGAACCAUGGAGAUUACGUCUGAGUGGUGCUAGAGAUUUAUUUCUGAAGUAUCAAAGAUGUGAAAAUAGAGAUAGUAUGAAUUCUAACAGUAUGCGGCAGGUCAUUUUGCUGUUGUCCAGCUCCUGGUUUGCUGCGAUUGAAUUUGCAUCCCUUUUUAACUUUGGUACCCUCCAUAAUAAUGGCGAUAUAGAUAUGAUGUUUUCUUUAGAUCUUCAAUGUAAGAAUGAAUUGAAUCUAUUAAACUUAGGUUUAUUGACUGAAAAAGGUUUUAACAUCUUUCUGGGAUAUUCUACCGAAUCAUUGAAUUUAUUGAAGGAGAUCAAAAAGUUUUUAAAUAAUCCAAAAAGCGAUCCAUUUAACGAUAGAUUUAUAUUGAUAUCUAGCCUUUUCAUGGGCUGCAGAAAGUUUGAAGUUAUUUCAAAUGAAUUUAGUAAAAUCAAAGGCACGCCAAUGUUAGAAAACUCUACACUACAGCAGAAUGCUAUAGUAAGAUAUAACAACCAGCUGUAUUCUGUUUUUGAUACCAUCCAUCAAACUAAUUUUGAAGCACUAUUUAUGGUAUUUUUAAUGGAGGGAGCCAAUUUUGAUUCUACAUCUCCACUAGUUCAGAAUAGUGCAGAUCGUAUCUGGAAAUUUAUUGAAUGGAUAUUUCAGGGGUCCAAGCUUUCAAAUAAAGAAGCCGCCUAUAUUAUGGAAAGAAUUAAUAGCGGAUCAUUAAAAAAUUAUGAUGACUUUAAAGAAUUGAAUUUAAAUUUGGUCUCUUUGUGCCUCAUUGAACCGCUCAGGAAGGACUUUCGAUGCAUGAUGAUCCAGACUGGAGUAGUGUUGUGUGCCAGCACUUUGGCAAUAUAUCCUUUGUCUGAGCUCAACCUAGUUAGGUGCAAAUGUAUUGCCUAUUUCCAGUAUCUGAUUGACACCUUGGGCAUUGAAUCAGGUAGAGUGUCGAUCCAAUAUAUAUUUAACGCCUGGACGCAAUCAUCAAAUAAGCCAUUAUCUAACUUCCACGAUUACGUCGCCUUUUCACACACACAAUUAUAA
Molecule: messenger RNA, 1914 nt
Organism: Eremothecium cymbalariae DBVPG#7215
Lineage: Eukaryota; Fungi; Ascomycota; Saccharomycetes; Saccharomycetales; Saccharomycetaceae
Product: Zn(II)2Cys6 transcription factor domain-containing protein
Exons: 1
Coding region: 1-1914 (637 amino acids)
Biological process (GO): positive regulation of transcription by RNA polymerase II
Cellular component (GO): nucleus
Molecular function (GO): zinc ion binding; transcription cis-regulatory region binding; DNA-binding transcription factor activity, RNA polymerase II-specific
Source: RefSeq, a predicted model, not a curated record